AUGAUAUUUUCCUUAGGGUUUGCUACUCUUCUUUCUCUGCUGCAGGUUGCGACGGCGCAAACCACCACGGCCACGAGCACCGCGCCUGGCGCUACCUCAACCGUUCCGCUUAACUAUGCUGCUCAAGCUGCGGGAAAGCUCUACUUUGGUUCAGCAACGGACAAUCCAGAGCUCACGGAUGUGCCCUAUGUCACCAUCUUAAACGAUACUGCGAUGUUCGGGCAGCUGACACCUGGCAACAGUAUGAAAUGGGAUGCCAUUGAACCCGAGCAAAAUGUCUUCAACUUCACUGGAGGUGACCAAAUUGUCGCUCUCGCUGAAGGGACUGGUAAAAUCAUGAGAGGCCAUAAUCUCGUGUGGUACUCGCAGCUUCCGGCUUGGGUCACUGCCACCGCUUGGACUGCUGAUGAAUUGACAUCCAUCAUCCAAACACACGUUACAACCGAGGUGUCUCAUUAUGUCGGAAAGAUCUAUGCUUGGGACGUUAUCAACGAACCUUUGAAUGACAACGGAACCUUCCGCUCUGACAUCUUCUACGACACGCUUGGGUCAUCGUACAUCUCAAUCGCCCUUCGUGCCGCUCGUGCUGCGGAUCCCAAUGCUAAACUUUACAUCAACGAGUACAACCUUGAAUAUUCCGGCCCGAAGAUCGACGCUAUGGUUCAGCUAGUGUCCGACCUCAAGGCAGAAGGAGUUCCCAUCGAUGGAAUCGGUAUUGAAAGUCACUACAUCCUUGGAGAAGUCAGCGCCUCCGAAUUGAAAGCCAACAUGCUGAACCUUACCUCCCUCGGUGUUGAUGUCGCCUUCACUGAGCUCGAUGUCCGUAUCGAGCUUCCUGCUACGGAUGCUGACUUGGAACAACAGAAAUCAGACUAUACGACAAUCGUCUCUGUCUGUAUGGAAGUCGCCGACUGCGUUGGUGUCACCGUUUGGGACUACACUGACAAGUAUUCUUGGAUUCCUGCCUCAUUCCCUGGUUACGGCGAAGCUUGCCCGUGGGACGAGAACUUGGUCAAGAAGCCUGCAUAUGAUGGCAUUGUAGCUGGACUUCAGUCUUAA
Messenger RNA from Serpula lacrymans var. lacrymans S7.9, 1059 nucleotides. RefSeq names its product glycoside hydrolase family 10 protein. Bases 1 to 1059 code for a protein of 352 amino acids. The record is from RefSeq and is a predicted model, not a curated record. Lineage: Eukaryota; Fungi; Basidiomycota; Agaricomycetes; Boletales; Serpulaceae. Gene Ontology annotation, molecular function: hydrolase activity, hydrolyzing O-glycosyl compounds. The transcript has 9 exons. Gene Ontology annotation, biological process: carbohydrate metabolic process.